UUUGAGCCAUCUACGUUUCCCCUUAUUUUCAUCUGUGCUGCCAGCAUCUGCUUCGAGCAUCACAGACACUGGACCACCACCCAAACGUUCGUAACAUGAACCGGCAGCAGCAGCUAUCACGGGGACCAUCGCCCGAGGCGGUCUUCGCCAAGAGGAGAGGAGAGAUCCCUUAUCAGAUAUACUUCGAAGUCAGCAACAUCGGGCGCAAUGUGGAGAGCAGCAAGAAGAGAGCGAGGUGGAAGUUCUGCUUUGGAGAAGAAGGCCGGGAGCAUGAGGUGACUCUAAUUCACUCGCUCAUGAGCGGCAAGAAGAAGACCAUCUUCGAUGGAGAGGUCAUCAACGAGGCCCAGAAGGUCUCGAAGGAGUGGGUCUUCGCCUGGUCCUUCGGCGCCCACCUCCUUCGGGUGGGGAUAAACUUCGAGGAGUACGGGCUCGUCAUCGACGGGAUUCCCUUCAAGAACUUCAGCCGCAGAGACCCAUACCUGGCAGCCCAGCUGGAGGCCACGAAGCGCGACAGCAUGAGGAGCCUGCAGACCGACGAGAAGAGGCGUUUCGACAGGCUGGGGUACGGCGGCGAAUCCGGAGGAGGCGGAGGACGGUCGAGGGCGGCGCAGCGUAGGGGCAGCGGCAACUCCAACUCCGGCAGCGGGGACGGCGGCGGCAGCGGCAGCGGCAGCCUGCGCAGGGCCUCGAGCAACAGGCGCGGCGGCCUCGACCGAGACCAGGACGGCGGCGGCGGCGGGAGGCAGCGCCGCCGGGAGUCGGAGGAGGAACGCGCCCGUAGCGAUACCCGGAGGUCGAGUUCGAUCGAGGGCAGGAGGAGGUCGUCCCCUCCGGCUCAUCACUCUUUGUCGACCAGGAGAAUGCAGGCUCCUCCUUCUGCUUCCGGCCCCGGGGGAGACCAGCGGAGACGGAGCCAGGGCGGCGGCGGCGGAGGUGGCGGGGGCAAGCCGAGGGCGGCGAAGCCUGCCGCCGCGCCGGCGGUGACUGACGACAUCCUCUCGGCCGACCCUUCCACUCUUGAGGUGAACCCCUUCGAUGUGGCCCAGGUGCCGGUGGCGAGCUUCGACCCGCUCACCAACGGCAAAGGCACCGGGGAUGGGAUGGCGGCACCUGCUGGCGGCGGCGGCGGCGGCGGCGGCGGGGCGUGGGGUGGGGGAGGCGCGGAUUCGGCCGCGGUGUUGCAACUGGGAAUGCAGUUCGAGGCGAUGGGAAUGAACCCCCAGUUCCAGCAGCAACCACAGCACCAGCCACAGCAGCACCAGCAACCGCCGCAGCAGCAGUACCAAACGCCCUUCGACGAUGGAGUCUAUCAGCAAUACGACCAAUCGGGGUUCCCUUUGCCGCAGCAGCAGCAGCAGCAGCAGCAGCAGCAGCAACCGCAGCUGUACGACGCUCCCCCUCCUCCUCAGCAGCAGCAGCAGCAUGCGAUGCCCGCAACCGGGCCGUUCGAUGCGCCUAGCGUCGGCUUCUCGGGCGCGCCGGGAACGGCGGGCGGGGGCGUGGACUUUGCGGGAGGAGGGUUCCUGCAACCAACGCAGCAGCAGCAGCAGCAGCAGCAGCAGGGGUCGACGGCAGGGGGGGCUGCAUCGGAUGGCUCUCCGGCAGUCACUUGCACUACCCUGUCCAAGGCAUCGACGGACCCGUGGGACAUGGCGCGUUCGGGCAUGGUCAACAUCGACGACAUCACGGACACUAAGCACCUGCCCGCGGUGGAGGUUAAGCCGUUCACCGAUGACCACCGGCCACUGGCGGACCUCGUCCGGGAGGCCCCGCCGAAGGUGAGAGGAAGGUGGGGGCGGAGGGAGAGGGGGGUUACAAAGGUCGUGCAUGCAUCCAUGCGGUGCUGA
This is a messenger RNA of Ectocarpus sp. CCAP 1310/34, 1850 nucleotides long. NCBI's taxonomy places the organism in Eukaryota, Phaeophyceae, Ectocarpales, Ectocarpaceae. The record is from the annotation of a GenBank genome assembly.